AUGACGUCUGAGGAGCUUGUAUCGUUUUCGAAUGCCACGACAAUAACAAAACUUGGUCCCAACGUGUACGGAGCCAACUUGGUGCCUAGUUGGUGCACUGGCUCAGUUCCAAAUGGUGGCUAUGUUGCAUCAGUAAUUCUUCGCGCGGCAUCACUGCACCUCACAGCGCGGGGCCAACCUAACUCAAUCUCAGCGCAUUUCGAGUACGUCAACCGCACCGAAAUCGGACCUGCGAUUCUCAUCGUCGAUGAAGUCAAACCCGGCCGCAACCUUUCAACCCUGCACGUCUCGCUCUAUCAACAUGACCUCCAAUCCUCAGCUCCCUGGUUCACGGCAUCUUCCAGAAAAGAGGUCGUCGCCUACUUGAUCAACACGCGCUUGACUCUCGAAAAGGGCCUCACGCUAGAGAGCGGUUGGGCGAUGACUCCGCCAGCCAAACCUGUCGACUUUGGCCUCCUUAGUCAGGACAGGGACCCUCACUGGGUGCGAAAGCUCAAGCUGAACGCUCGCGCGACGUCUUACGCCCGCGCUCAUAACAGCCUGGAGUACUACGUCCCGCGCGGAGACACUCGACGUGGCAUCGUAGAUCUCUGGCUACGCCUCAAGGAAGGCCAGAGGUUCACAAACGCUUCACUCGGCUAUGUCGUGGACGCAUACCCGACGGUUAUAGAGGCCUGGAGACCGAAGCGUGAUGAAGAGCAGACACCUUUUCGAUCCAAUGAAAUGUUUUGGUAUCCGACGCUUGCUCUGAACUUGGACGUGAAGAAGGCUUUACCUGAGGACGGAGCGGAAUGGCUCUUCCUUCGGACAAUGGCAAAGGUUAUUCGAAACGGCAGACUAGAUCUUGAGGUCAUUGUUCUAGAUCAGGGUGGGGAUGUCGUUGCCCUUAGUACACAUGUAAACAUGGUCUUGCCUGCCGAAAGAAACUUGAAGGAGAGGAAUCAUUCGAAAGCAAAGAUAUAG
Colletotrichum phormii is the source of this 963-nucleotide messenger RNA. Its product is annotated as thioesterase-like superfamily-domain-containing protein. The transcript has 2 exons. The coding region runs from base 1 to 963 and encodes 320 amino acids. Lineage: Eukaryota; Fungi; Ascomycota; Sordariomycetes; Glomerellales; Glomerellaceae. The record is from RefSeq and is a predicted model, not a curated record.